AUGGUUGAAGAAAUAUAUGCAUCAAGCUCCGAUGAAAAUGAAAAUAGAAUAAGUGUUAGAAUAGAGGAUGGACAAUUUAUAAAAUCAUCAUAUAAGAUUGAUAAAAAUACAAGAUUAAGGAAAAUGAUUAGAGUAUUUUGUGAUAGACAUAAUCAAGAUAUAAAUACUUUAAAAUUUUUUUUCAAUAAUCAAAUGUUAAAUGCAACUGAUACUCCUGCUUCAUUAGAGAUGACAAAUGGUGAUAUGAUAAUUGUUAAAAAUUUCGAGCAUUCUGGUUAA
Molecule: messenger RNA, 279 nt
Organism: Lodderomyces jiufengensis
Lineage: Eukaryota; Fungi; Ascomycota; Pichiomycetes; Serinales; Debaryomycetaceae
Product: sumo domain-containing protein
Exons: 1
Coding region: 1-279 (92 amino acids)
Biological process (GO): protein sumoylation
Cellular component (GO): nucleus
Molecular function (GO): ubiquitin-like protein ligase binding; protein tag activity
Source: RefSeq, a predicted model, not a curated record